GUCGAGAACAUGUGGUUGCUAGUGUAACCCAAUAUGGAGCCCCUGUCCCAAAUUGAUGGUCAUAGCUUGGAACUAUACCUUCUUCGGAAGUUUGUUGAUAUCUAUUCUCUGUGGAGACCAGCUCCCUUGCCAACUCAUCUUGCCGACCAAAACUUUUUUGAAUUUCUUCACCGCAUCACACAAACAGCUCCUAUCGUCGCGUGCGCUAUUACUUUCGAACGAAUAGGAUUGCUACUCACUCGCUCCUAAUAGGACCCAUUUACAUGAUUAUCGGCCUUCCAGAUUGCUGCUACAAUACUUAUAAUCUUGGAAUUUCGCCCACCUCAUGAAUUCUGACCAUGGCACGACUCAACGAGCCAAUGGUGUCAACAGAUAGCAUAGAAACGCUACGGCGAAAAUUCCUACGCCAGAAUCGAGAUAUCGCCCGAGUUAAUUCAACCCAAUCGCUCAAAAUACGCACUCUAGAGAAUGAGUGUGUCCGCCUAUUAUCCGAAAACCUCGACCUUCGAGGACAAAUACUACGACUACAAACAGAGUUGGAAGACAACAAGGCACAGAAAAUUGCCGACCAUGCUCUGGAGAUUAAGGAGAAAAUGGAAGCGCAACUAGCAGAAUGGGGAAGUAUGCUUGCGAGUUUGGGGCACGAGCCCAUACGUAAGAGCCGAUCGCCAAGAGAGGCAAAAAGGGCAAAACAUAGAUCGAGUAUUGGUCGCAUCAGUAUGUCUGAAUGGAAGAGGAGAGACACAGUGAGCUCAAUGAAGGACCUCGAAGCUGCCGCUCUUCAGGAAGGCAGAUUAGCGCCAAUCUGGGAGAACAAAACAUGCCCCCGCGAGACACUUAGUCGAGAGGAGAUCAUUGCGCUACGUUCCGUAGUGGACGACAAUGACGAUUCUCCGGAUCUUGGACCUCCACCUGUAUCACGUUUUGUCGAUGAAGAUCCCGUGAAGAUUGAUUUACCCACUAGAACUAAUCCAUCUAAGUCGGAUUGGUCGUCGCUAGAAGAUACGUCGUCUGAGCCUGCGAGCAAGAAAGAACCGCCAAUAGUACCCAAGAUGGAUAGAAAGAUAGAUGAUGCUGUCAACGAUGUCACCUCAACAAAGGUCGAGCCGAAAGAAGCGAAGGCGGCCGCGGUCCCGGAUCCCCAGCCUACUACCCAAGUUGCUAAGGCCAACUUGAAGAGGAAGCUAAGAGAAGAAGAUGAGAAAGAGAAUGCGGUGGUGUCUAAACCGGCAGCACAGACUGUUGCAUCGGAAAAAGAACCGGAGAAGCCCACCCACGCCAGGGCCCGUCCUGGUAGCAGGAUGCUCAAGCUUUCUGCGAACAGAAAAGACCCUCGGGAUCAGCCAUCCGACCCGCUUAAUAAGAGAAGGCCGUUGGGUGCGAAGAACUCGAAUGAAUGUAUCAAGUCACCGAAAAAGACGACGAAGCCUCCUGUUGACGAGGAGAUCGCGAAAGAGGAUAUAAAAGCAAAGAAGGACCCUACCCCGGUUGUCGAAGUGCCUGUUCCAGAACCUUCACAGCCUGUAGUGGUUACAGACGUUGAAAUCGAGACAGAAACACUGUCUGCGGAGCCCAACUUGGCUAUACCUAAUACACCAGAACCCACACCAAGAGAAGAGGCCAGGGAUACGCCGCCCCCUACCGAUAUCUCAUCUAGAGAGACAUCGCGGGGUAGUCGUAGAGCUAGAGCUGCUGUCAGCUACGCUGAGCCCAACCUGCGGGAUAAGAUGCGACGGCCUACUAAGCAGUUGCUCGAUGCCGUAUCGGGUGAGGGAAAGCAUAUUCGACGAGCUAGUCACUCGAAGAAAGACGAGUUUCCCUCCUCAGGUCCCUCCUCAGGCCCCUCUUCCAUAGUCAGCUCGGAAGGGAAAACGCAAUGGAAGGAGAUUCCCUCGAUCAACAAUGCAUUGAAGUCAACUUCGGAUGUCACGGCUAGUCCCCUAGCCCGAAAAGGCUUAAGAGCAACACUUUCCUCUAACGAGUUACCCACAAGCGUGGUAAUGGAAAGGAAGAACCGAAAUUCAACAAUCAAUGUUUCCACAUCGAGCGAUCCCGAAUCUUCAGCCCCAUCGUCUUCCGACGGAAACAACCCUACUAAGUCUAGUUCUCGAUCAAUAAACCGCCGCUUGGAUGAGAUCGCCGCACGAGAGGCUGAAGUAGCAAAGAUAUUCGACGACGAACAGGACGUCUACGAGUUCACCAGCCCGUCGUCCAAGAACGGUUCGAAGCAGAAGAACGCGAUAGCACCAGAAGAGCCAGCCAAGAAGAAUCACGGCAAAGUAACCCGACGCUCCAGGGUCAGACGAUUAUCAUCAAUACUCCACGAAGAUCAAGACCAUGGCUCCGAAGAGCUGAAAGGACCACGAUUUACCGGAUCUUCUAGACGGGCGACGGUCGCAGCAUCUAAAGAAUCGAAGCCAGAAGUAGAAAACCAAGGACCCGAUAGCUCGCUAGAAGGAGACAGUUUGAGCAGCAACUCCUCCGCAGAGAUAAACGGCUCCGCCCAAGAUCGAAAUGCAUCCAGACGGAGGAGCAUGAUGUUAUGAGAAAAGAGAUUCCUUUCACUAUGAUAAUGAUUCAUUCGCACAGGUCGUUUAUGGAGUUUUUCUGAAGAAAAAAAAUUGUAUAUGGAUUCAAGUAAUCACGAGGUUGAGUUGGCUAUCAAGAGCCCCCCUUUUCAAUAGUUCAUUUUUCAAGGCGUCUGGUUUGGGAUACAUACAUACCAUACCCCCUUCCUCGGUGUAUCCAGGAUACGAUUAAAGUUCUUUCAUUCGUUGCAUUGAAGAUUGUAUCAUUAGGUAGUCAG
Messenger RNA from Hypoxylon trugodes, 2806 nucleotides. RefSeq lists its product as uncharacterized. Gene Ontology annotation, cellular component: nucleus; chromosome, centromeric region. The coding region runs from base 339 to 2546 and encodes 735 amino acids. Gene Ontology annotation, biological process: meiotic chromosome segregation. The record is from RefSeq and is a predicted model, not a curated record. NCBI's taxonomy places the organism in Eukaryota, Fungi, Ascomycota, Sordariomycetes, Xylariales, Hypoxylaceae. The transcript has 3 exons.